This is a messenger RNA of Magnolia sinica, 2108 nucleotides long. RefSeq names its product RNA demethylase ALKBH9B. Gene Ontology annotation, biological process: mRNA catabolic process. The coding region runs from base 121 to 1755 and encodes 544 amino acids. The record is from RefSeq and is a predicted model, not a curated record. The transcript has 6 exons. NCBI's taxonomy places the organism in Eukaryota, Viridiplantae, Streptophyta, Magnoliopsida, Magnoliales, Magnoliaceae. Gene Ontology annotation, molecular function: mRNA binding; demethylase activity.
UUCCGAUGCCUUUUCCUCUAACGACCCAUUUCCGUCUUCUCCCUCCACCACACUCUCUCCUUCUCUCCGUUUCCCGUCCGAGUCGACUCAGUCGAAUCAGUAGAUACGAGAGAGAGAGAAAUGAAUGACCCGUUAGUAGUCGCUUACCAGGCUGCCGAUUUACGAAUCGCUGCCGAGUUCUUCACCAACUGGCUUCCGUUCCUCACCAAAGAUCUCUGCAGCAACUGCAUGCAAACCCUAACAGAUCGCAUCCAUUCGCUCGAUCCCGAAGCUUCUGAAGUUGCUGAACCACCCCCGGAGAAUGAUGGCUCUGAUGGUCACGUUGAUCUGAGUUUGGUUGAACCGGAAGCUCAUGAUAUUCACGAUAAUAGCGAUGGCCACGCUGAUCUGAGCUUGGUUGAACCGGGAGCUCAUGAUAUUCAUGAUAAUAGCGAUGGCCACGUUGAUCUGAGCUUGGUUGAACCGGAAGCUCAUGAUAUUCAUGAUAAUAGUGAUGGCCACGUUGAUCUGAGCCUGGUUGAACCAGAAGCUCAUGAUAUUCAUGAUAAUUGCGACACGAACUCUCUUGGAAGCUGGAAAGAGAGUGCGAAUGAGUGGUCUGAGGAUGUCUCAAAUAAUUGUGAGCCGUCAACGCCAGCUGUCCGCAUUUCGUGGGCAGACAUGGCACAGGAAGAUGAGCUUGCAGAGGAGGAAGAAGGAGAAGUGGCAAACAAGCAGUCUUGGGCGGACGAGUGCGAUGCAGCCGGAGCCGGGGGAGGAGUGGAGGAGGUGAAAGUGAAGAAGAAGCCGGCACUGCCGAGGGAACAGCGUGAGUAUAUCCGUUUCAUGAAGGUCGGAAGGAAGAAAGAUUUCAUCUGCUUGGAGAGAAUCAAUGGAAAGAUUGCAAAUGUUCUCGAUGGGCUUGAGCUUCAUACUGGUGUGUUUAGUGCUGUAGAGCAGAAGAGGAUCAUCGAUUUUGUGUAUGAGCUUCAGGAGAUGGGAAGGAAAGGCCAAUUGAAAGAGCGUACAUAUUCUGAACCACUGAAAUGGAUGCGGGGAAAAGGACGUGUGACCAUCCAGUUUGGUUGCUGUUACAACUAUGCACUGGAUAAAAAUGGAAACCCUCCAGGCAUCAUCCGUAACGAAGUUGUGGAGCGUAUACCUCAUCUUUUCAAAGUGAUCAUUAAGAGGCUGAUUGGUUGGCAUGUUCUUCCUCCAACAUGUGUACCUGACAGUUGCAUUGUCAACAUCUAUGAAGAAGGAGACUGCAUCCCACCUCAUAUCGACAACCAUGAUUUUGUUCGGCCAUUUUGCACAGUGUCAUUUCUUAGCGAGUGCAAUAUACUCUUUGGAUCAAACUUAAAGAUUGUAGGGCCGGGCGAGUUUUCAGGCUCAACUGCAAUUCCUUUGCCGGUGGGGUCAGUACUUGUCUUGAAUGGAAACGGAGCUGACGUGGCAAAGCAUUGUGUACCAGCAGUUCCUAAGAAAAGGAUAUCCAUUACAUUCAGGAAAAUGGAUGAGAAGAAACACCCAUUUGGAUUUGUGCCUGAACGAGAUCUGCAGGGCCUCCAGCCGCUCCCUUAUGGUUUAGACAAGUCAAAGAAACCACGGGCUUCGAAGCCACAGCUGAACACAAAUAGGUGGGUGGUUGUAGAGGGUGUUUCGGAGGGAGAAAACCAAUUCCUGGGUAGGGGACCCCGUUCGGGGCAACCACGCACUGGCCGAACUCGUUCGCAGCCUGCAAAUAGGCCAAGAGUCAGGAUUCAAAUGCCUUGAGGAUUGUAUAUGCACUGUCAGCUAAUGAAGCUAUGCCAUUUGAUACUUUUGUUCUUUUUUCAGUUGGUUGCCAUUUUCCAGAUCUUAUAAGGUAAUAUAUAUAGAAUGUAUGAGGUUUUAUUUGAGGCAUGGUGGGUUUGUAUAUUCUAUUUGCACGGGAAGAAGAUGUAGAAAAUUUCAGUCAUUUGAAUAUAUUCGCUUUGACACAAGCCCCUCGUUGAAACUGGGCCAUGGGUGGUCAUGAUGGGGUUGAAACAAAUGAAUGGUGGAUUUUACUUGGUUCCUCUGAAAAAAGAUUCAGUCAAUAAUAGUGAUGAAUUUGUAUAAGAAUUAAUCAAGGAUAUUUCAGUUCA